GCUUGUUUCUGUCUCUUCCCUCAACCACCUCCUUCUCCAGCCUGCUCGACGUCCCAGCCAGCCAGCCAAGCCAGCCUUGCUCAAUACUCACUGACUGACUAGGCCAGAGGCGAGAGAGAGCAUCUCCCACCGAACCAGUUCAUCGCAAAAGGCACGCCUUCGCUGUGCGUCCGCCACCAGAACAAGCUCAGCUUUUAUCCUCGGCUUCCACUCUACUCCUCAGGUCUCUUUUUCGCCUAUUUUACGACCCGCUACACGACCCUUCCCUCUCUUCAGGCCUCGCGAGAGCCACAACGUCCACAUCGCUACACUCGCCGCAAGUUUUCGACCGCGACUGCCCCGCCAGGUCGAACGCUCGCUCCCUUUCUCGACGCUCCCCACAGCAGAUGCCAGUGCCCGUUCCAUUCCAAGACACCGCUCGUGCACACCCCGUCAACAAGCACGCCGUUUACCCUGGCCAUCAACACCAAGCCCGCUCAGACAAACUGACGCUCUCUCUCCCUUGCCCUCCUCCGGGGCACUUCCCCUCUUUUGGGUCCCGCGAGGAGUGGCCUUCCGCCCUUUCCUCCUCCCGCAGCGACAGGCCCCGUCGCAUCUGGGAAGAGGACGAUACCCACCAUUCCUCGGCCCAGUUCCAGGGUUUUCCUAAUGGGUUGGCCAACGCGGGCAACGCGUCGGCUAUUAAAGGUGAUCGCGCGCAAGCGUGCAUUCCGCCCGGUUUCGCUCACUUCUCCCAUCCCGACCAAUAUCCCUCUCACAGCCAGGCUCAGCCUCAGCCCGACUGGGAGGAGGAGGCCGAUGAUGAGAUGAGCUUCAACUCCCUGGAUUACGAGAUCGAGAGCCAGUGGAGCGCUUCUUCUCCCGACUCUCAGCCCGGCCCACAAAUGGCACUUGACACUCAUUAUCUUCCUCCUCACCACCAAGGGCACGAUGGCAACCAGAGUCUCUCCCACGACGGCGAGGACACUGAGACUGCUACGUACUCUCCUACUUAUGACGGAACGUCCCCCGAGCCCGAUGACGGCGUUGGUCCUGCGUCCAGCCCCCUCGGCCCAGUCACCCCCUUCGGUGACUUCGUCGAUCGUGCUGUUUCCGCAACAGUCUACCAUCCCGCCAUGAACGUCCCGUACCAGCCUCAGAUGUUUGCGCUACCUCCGACCUAUGUGCAUCCACCAGCUCACCCGGUCGAAGUUCCGGCCGUUGUGGACCCUGUCGCACCUCCCUCUGCCACGACCGCUUAUAAGAAAGUCGCGGACCCUCUUGCAGAGUGGAUGGCGUCGUACGUCUGGAAGGCCUGCAUAAUGGGCACCGAUCUUCCUCCAAGUUUCGUAGCAUCUGGUGAUUCGCCGCUCAAUCGCCAUUCCAGCAUUCCACCCACGUAUCUGGCCAGCUCCAUUCGCUCUCUUUUCAUGUCGACCUUGCUUCAACCGACCGCUAUCGUCUUGGCCGUGUGGUACAUCGUUCACCUCCCGGUCUACUUCGGGCCCGUGUCGUUUAGCUCCGCGCAGCAGAAGGAGACCCUUUUCAGGGCCGAACUGUUUGGAUAUCACCCGCACGAGCGGAUGCAUAACGAACAGCAAGCUCCGUACAGGUUGGUCCUGCUUGGAUGCAUGCUUGCGAAUAAGUGGUUGGACGACCAUACAUUCUCCAACAAGACUUGGCAUACUAUCUCCAACGUGCCGAUCCAGUCGCUCAACCGCCUCGAGGCCUGUGCGCUCGAAGUUUUCUCUCAUGAUCUCUCUGUCUCUCCGGAGGCGUGGUCCAAAUGGCUCCAACAUACUUUGGCUGGCCACAUCUCUUCUUCGACCUCGUCCCAGCCUCAGCCCAUCUCUCGUCCUUCUUCGAAUCCGCACUCCAUCGUGCGCAAGACCCUUGAUGAUCUUAUCGAAGCGGUCACGGUCGUGAAGGUCGCACACCCUUGUUCCCCGUCCUGCGGAUACUCUCAUUACGAGCCUGUUUUCCUUGGCCUUGAGGAGCGGAAGAAGGAGAAGCUUGGCCUUGGCGAGAGCUCCAACCAUGAAAUCAUGGAGAUCGAUUUGGAUGAAGACGGGCCCCUUCGCGAGGAGUACAUCCCGAGACGUCGCACUUCCGUCCGUGACACCUCUAGGGACAGUCAGAGGGAGAUUGUGCUGCCUUCGCUGCUUCAGCACUGCGACUGGCAGAUGCGGGAGAGGACCCUUCCGCCACCUGCCAAAUGGAGUCCUGCGGCAGAUGAACCGAUCCGUCGUGAUGACCAUCGCGUUCAAAGUCAAUACGUGGCCGUCCAGCCCUCCAUGGCUCCGCCUUCUGCGCCCAUUUUAGGCCCUGUCGCACCUUUCCUCUCGUCCGUGAUGCACGUUUCGGGUUACCCGCCUCAGCCUCAGCCUAUCUGGGACCCGAUGUAUCAAGUACAACCCAGGGUACAGCUUCCCCCGAUCUACCCUCAAUACAGCCAGGGGUACGACAACAGUUCGAACGGCGCGCCCGCGCAGCCCAUUCAGUCGCAUCCACACGUGCACAACCAUACCCGAUCGUCCUCCUCGUACCUCGAGAACUACGCGCCUGGUCACGGCCAGCAGCAUAACCGUUCGCUUUCUCAGUCGUACUCGCAGUCGCAGUUCGGCCACCUGUACAGUGAUGCGAGGAUGGCCAUGCAGAAACUUCCGACACCGCCCGAGCUGCACUGGCAUGCGAUGGAUAGGUACGGGUAUGGGCAUGCAUACGGACGACCUUUUGGCCAAGAGUCAAUGGCGCCUUACCAGCCGACAUGGAUCAGGGCUUGAUGCUCUUCUUGAUGGAGUGACUGGACUCUCAACACUACGCUUCGCGCCGUGGACGCUUGCGCUGUGGAUCGUGGCUCAGAUGGCCCGUAAUCUUUCCAUUUCCUUUCCUUCUGUCAAUUCUUUUCCACUGGGCCAUGCUCGCUACAGCGAUCCAUAUAACAUCGCAUAGACGGCUCAACAUAUAUGUUCUCGCUUGAUUCGCUUUCUUCAUGUUCUCUCACGUCUUUACCGUCAAUCUUCUGGCACAUCUGUCCCCGGUCCCGUUUCAAUCCUCUCCAGUCUCAAGCAGUCUCCUUUACUUUGUUUGCCAGCACUAUAUUUUUUCCUGCUCAGCCUCUCCCGUCGUCCCCGUCUCCUACGACAUCGUCUAUCUUGUCCAUAGGGAGCUAGGCCUUCUCGUCUCAUUCCAUCUCUCUCAUCUCAGUCUCAGUCUCAGUCUCGUCCCUCGUCAUACUCCGUUGGCUCGCUGUCGUUACAAACGUUCCGACACCGUGACCAGGAGAGGCUGGUAGGACCAUCUAUCGAUCCAUCAUCAUUCGGUCCGCAUUAUUCAAGGACAGUUUGUUAUACCGCGUUGCGCAUACAGAAUGCACGCGGAUCUUCAUGGCCUUGAGAUGUACUUGUUUUCGUUUCUCAUCUCUGUUUCUGUUCACGCCUGUUUCAUUUCGCGUUUCGUUCCGUACGUACGUACGCAUUGGGUCUCGUUGUUCGCUUCCUUUUCGUCUUCGUUGCCCCACUCUGUUCAUAGGUGUCUACUUUAUUUGUUUGACGUAUGCCGUCGUCGGACGGGUGGCCUCUGCGCUAUCCGGCGCUGACGGCGGUCACCUUUCAUGCUGACUCCUCAUUCCCCUUCACUGAUCUCAAGUAUCAUUCCAUGCCUCAUCCAUUCUUCUCGUUCAUCGUUCAAUGUUCAUCGUUCAGCAUAUAGUUGACAUCUCAUUCUCCUAAUAACGCUACCCAUCCCAUCACUUCCUCUUCUUGGUCCAUUUCUCACUUCUCGUCUCAUCAUGUCUUUCACUUCUGCUUCUCUGUUCGCUCCUCAUUAUUAUUUCUCCUCGUCUUUCGUCUCGUUCUCAUUGAUUGUUCGGUUUAGUUGAACCCUCGCGCUACGUGCUACGUCUAGUCUACUACGAAACCCGCACAAAAACACUCGGAAAAACGUCCUCUCUUUUGAUAAAACCCUUAAAAAUCUUUUUCGCUUUUUUUUUAUCUCUUCAUUCCUCUCUGUCAUUCUCCAUUCGAUCACAUCGUUUCGUCGAUAUUGGUCUCUUACUGCCCCACCCCGCUUCCCUCCCCUUCCUCCCCAUCAGGUCCACCAUCUUCGUCCUGCCCUCCACGGUACCACUCGCACUUCAGGCCAAUAGCGCCUUUCCUCUCCCUCUCCGCCCCCAUUCAACAUCUAUAUCUCCACCCUACCCCACUGUCAUCCCCACUCCCCCCACCCCACUCGCUCACUCGUCCCGUCGUUUGUCGUCUAGUCCGUCAGUGUUCAUACUUGCUGUCCCAUAGUCGAGUAUAGACUUUUGAUCCGGUCGGUCUCCUGGUAGUUCUCUUUUCGCUCGGUCCUCAGUCCCCAGUCUCGUUCUGAUUCUGAUCUCUUCCGGCUGAUUAUUUAACUAUCCAACUUUCUGCUACCGACCUACUACACUUACCUACGACCCAUAACUUUCCGUAAUGGCGAUCAUUUCAAUCCUACACCUUCUCCUCCUCCCCUUCCCCCUUCCCUCUUCGAGUCUCGCAAACAUACCACACGGCACGCAUGAUGCAUCAUAAGUUACGUAUUGUACAUCCACGGUUUUUCGUCUGCCUCCUUUACUGGUCACCUAUACCUACUAUAUCUGG
Stereum hirsutum FP-91666 SS1 is the source of this 4604-nucleotide messenger RNA. RefSeq lists its product as uncharacterized. Gene Ontology annotation, cellular component: nucleus; cyclin-dependent protein kinase holoenzyme complex. Gene Ontology annotation, biological process: regulation of cyclin-dependent protein serine/threonine kinase activity. NCBI's taxonomy places the organism in Eukaryota, Fungi, Basidiomycota, Agaricomycetes, Russulales, Stereaceae. The transcript is spliced from 3 exons. Bases 387 to 2762 code for a protein of 791 amino acids. Gene Ontology annotation, molecular function: protein kinase binding; cyclin-dependent protein serine/threonine kinase regulator activity. The record is from RefSeq and is a predicted model, not a curated record.